AUGAUCAGCAUUAAUUUGUCCUGGAAGGAUGCCCCAACGAGUCGCAUCGUGCAUCUAAUCCAAGUCUUUCUGCAGUUCCUCGCAGCUAUCAUUGUCAUUGGCCUCAAUGCCUCAGAUAUAGCAGAUGAUCCCACAAACACCGGCAUCUCAGUUCUCGCCAUCGUCAUCGCCACAUUAUCAACAGUGACAACCAUCCUGUUUGCGCUCGACAUUUUCUACCCAAUUCCAAGUCGUCUGUGGCUACUAUGGGUCCUAUUCUGGGAGUGGGUCUUGGCAUUCUCUUGGGUCGGUGUGGUUGCCGCCUUUGGGGACCGAUAUUUCCAGAACCACACGACUCGCUUCCACGUUGCCGCCGGGUUCAAUGUUGUCAAUCUGAUCCUAUGGUUGCUGGGCUCGGUGUACGGUACCAUAUUGAUGUGUUGCAGGAAGAAACUGGGUGGCAAGAGGCCUCCUGACGACGUCGAGCUGAAAUGA
Molecule: messenger RNA, 474 nt
Organism: Cladophialophora carrionii CBS 160.54
Lineage: Eukaryota; Fungi; Ascomycota; Eurotiomycetes; Chaetothyriales; Herpotrichiellaceae
Exons: 2
Coding region: 1-474 (157 amino acids)
Source: RefSeq, a predicted model, not a curated record